AUGGGUGAAGAGAAGAAGCUCAUGGAGUUGUGUGUGCCAACCUCAGCUGAGUUGAAGAUCAGAGACCUCACUCAACCUCAGAAGACCUUCGAGAUCAGGAGCUCAGUGAUCAACAUGAUCUGCUACACGUUCAACAUAGAAGGAGUCACUGACAACCAGAUCCGAGCAAGGUUAUUUCCAUUUUCUCUGAUCGGGAAAGCUCACCAGUGGCUGUCUACACUUCCAGAGGAUACAGUGAACAAUUGGCAGCAGUUACUUACAGCGUUCAUCGCCAAGUACUUUUCACCUGGGAAGACUCAAGCUUUGCGGAACAAGAUUUCAACAUUUGCGCAGUACCCCAUGGAGACAUUUGCUAAAGCCUAUGAGAGAUUCAACGAUUAUGUGUUAGCCUGUCCUCACCACAACUUUCAGAAAUGGGACUUAGUGCAGAAAUUCUAUGGUGGACUCAACGCAGUGUGUAGAGCUCAGAUUGACGCAUCAUCCGGAGGAUCAAUUCUCAGUCUCACUCCUACUGAGGUAGAGAGUUUGUUCAAGAAGAUUGCUGAGAAUGGAGCAUGGGGAGCAGACAGGGCACCUAGCACGAGUCAGACUCCAUCCACUGCUGUAGCGAAGAGUGUGCUAGAGGUGGAUAAGAUGGAGAUCCUUGGUGGAAAGAUAGACUCACUCAUGAGGAGGUUCGAGAAGAUGGAGAGUGGCAGAGCAGAGGAAGUGAAAGCUACUGAAGCCAGAAUGACUUGUGAAGAGUGUGGAGACUACGGCCAUUCGAGGGAGAAUUGCCCAGAGGAAGCUAAGGCUUUUGACUAUGCCAGAAAGGAAGGUUGGAUUCCCCCGUCCAACACCAAGAUCAACAAAGACACUCACUCCAAGUUCAAGGCUAUGGACAUGGUGCUAGAGAAUAUCGACGGCAAGAUCACUACUGUGGGAAGCUCGAAUCAACAGCUCAUGGGGAUGAUGAAGAUUUUAGAGAAUCAGCUCUCUCAGUUAGCAGAACAUCUCCCUAACAGAAAUGAUGGAAAGUUGCCAGGUCAACCACAGUCCAAGGAGUCACUGAAGGCUAUCUCUACCAGGUCAGGAAAAGAGACUAAGGACCCAGUGAUGCCUACAAGAUCUGCCAGUCAAGUGGAAGAGGAAAGUCAGAGUGAAGACGAACCUUCAGUGAUGUUUGAUGACACUAGGAUUCUACCAGAGAAGAGCAGGGUUUGUUCUAGCAAGACAGAUGAGCAGUUCAACAGAUUCGUUGAGAUGAUCAAGCAUCUGAACAUCACUCUGUCGCUAUUGGAUGCACUUCAAGUUCCCACUUAUGCUAAGUACUUCAAGGAUUUGUUAGCUAACAAGAAGGAAGUGACAUCCGACAAUGUGAAGAUGAAUACUGAGUGUAGUGCAGCUAUCAUGGACAUACCCCUGGAGAAGAAGGCAGAUCCGGGAUGUCCCAGCAUUCCAUGCUCUAUUGGUGAACUUAGCAUUGACAAGGCUCUGUGCGAUCUUGGAGCAAGUGUUAGUGUGAUGCCGAAGUCAAUGUUCGAUAAGCUGCGACUGCCGAAACCAGAACCAACUUCCAUGUGUCUAGAGUUAGCUGAUCGCUCAGUCAGAUAUCUAGAAGGAGUAGCUGAAGAUGUGCCGGUGCAAAUUGGAACUAAUCUUGUACCAGUGGACUUCGUUAUUCUGGAGAUGGGAGCAAGCUCAAGAUCACCAUUGAUGCUAGGAAGACCUUUCCUCAGGACAGCUCAAGCUAACAUCAAUGUCGGGAAGGGAGAAAUCAAAUUCAACAUCAAUGGAGAAUCUACUUUGUUCAAAUUUCGUCCAAGAUUUGAAGUGUGUAGAUCAGUUGAAGAAGACGAAGCUUGA
Molecule: messenger RNA, 1845 nt
Organism: Panicum virgatum (switchgrass)
Lineage: Eukaryota; Viridiplantae; Streptophyta; Magnoliopsida; Poales; Poaceae
Exons: 3
Coding region: 1-1845 (614 amino acids)
Molecular function (GO): zinc ion binding; nucleic acid binding
Source: RefSeq, a predicted model, not a curated record